AUGAGCUAUCCGAUUGCCAACCUGGAAACAUCAAGCGACGACGUAUGUACGAUCUGUUUCUCCGACACUGGAGCCAGGAUGCGAUGCUUCCCGACGAAGAUCAAUGGAUACUCUUCUACUCAGAUCGAGGCCGUCCAAGGGCAUCCCCGGUACAGGAGAGCAACAAGAAAAGGGUAUGAUGCGGCCAGGAGAUUUGAACAACUCAUAGGCUCUGGGGGUAACAAGAAGAACAAGGUUACCAUCUCGCCUAACGGUAUUGUUGGAGGUCAUCCUUUGGGGCAUCACGACUGGGCCACAAAGAGAAUCGCCUUCUUCGUCGAGACCAGAUUUGACUUUCUGACUUCACUGACACCGACGAGCAUCGUGUCAUCCACUCAAUGGUUGCACUUUGCUGGACUAUCAUCGAACGCCGCGCUCCACGGUCUUUUGACUUCGGGCUUGCGCAGUGUCACUAUUCUCUCGGGAAUCUGUUUGUUCUCGUCCAAGGUCAUGACCAGGACCACGGUUACUAAAGACGUGCCGAUCAUCGACCUCCAAAAUGGGCAGUGCAACGGAGCUACAUUAUACGAGCUGGAGUACAUUGCUCGAAGUGCUCCGGCCAUCGCAGACCUUGCCAUCGCCUCCCGACCCGCGGCGGAGCGGACUACUCAUAGCAAUGGCGACACAACAUGCCAGCCGUCCCAGAUUUGCUUGGACAUUCCCAGUUUCCAUUACUACCAGACGAUCGACGAUCUACUGCGGUCUGGUCGUUGCACAUUCGCUGAGGCCCUGCAUUGGCUCUAUGUUAUAGAACAGCACCAUCAUCAGAUCUCGCACAUAUUCCGUGGUUAUCUCCACGUCGAGCUAAUGCGACGAGACCCGUCCAUCAAAGCAUACGCCAUCAGCGUCACCCCGGGGGGUGAGCGUAUUCUCUCAAGCAUCCGCAAGUCGCUCAUGAUGCGUACGCUUCCAUCUGUGCAACAAGCCAUCGAUGAUCUCGGUGUUCACGAACCAGCUUGGACAAGGUUCAUGCAGUUUGUGCGCGACACGGAAAAGCCAAAGGAUUUCAGAUCCCUUGGCCAGAUGUUCUAUGUGUACCAAGUAGUACGGCACGCCUUGGGUGAAGCAUCCGGGCACGAGCCAACACAACCGGGCUUGUUAAUAAGUGUCGAGGACAGCGCCGAACGCGGUGUAUAUUCUCGAGCCCAAAAGCUUCUCAAAAGGAUCCGAGAAUCGACAUGCUCAUCAUCACCUGUACUACUAGAGACAUACCUCUGUCCGCGUGUCUUUGUGGAUAACAACGCUCAUGGAUCGGAGCUGUAUGCUCACGACCCGUAUCCGGCGUCCGUCUACGAGAGAUGCAACUCAGAGAGCGAUAAACCGCUUCUUGGUAGUUCAAGAUCGUCGCUCAAGCGAGACUGUUCCAGUAGUCAAAGCGAUAUUGUCCUGGAAGCUGAUCCGACGCUGGUGGAGCUAAACAAUUUGGAUGUGAUUGAAAGAUUGUAUGGCGAGAGAUCGGCUACGCUGCUAAGGGAGCUGGGGGUAGAGGUAGGCCUCUUUGACGGGCUGACGCAGCCUUAG
Molecule: messenger RNA, 1560 nt
Organism: Alternaria triticimaculans
Lineage: Eukaryota; Fungi; Ascomycota; Dothideomycetes; Pleosporales; Pleosporaceae
Exons: 1
Coding region: 1-1560 (519 amino acids)
Source: RefSeq, a predicted model, not a curated record